AUGGCUCAUGAGUCACAGGAGGAUAUGACGCAGAGAAUACAUGAGGCCUACUCAAGCAGCAUUUUAUACGAGGAGCGCAAUCAUCUCAUUCUCAACAUAGCGACAUUACAACAAAUGCACCUGGAGUAUCUAAGACAAGACAUUGGAAAGCGCGGAUUCAAUAUCUUCACAUCAUCCCCAAACAAUACUGAGAAAUCAUGCCGAGCGUUGGGACCCGCGAUCAAAGGAUACGUCAAUGCUCUACGAGAUUUUGACUACAUGAUCAAAUCCGGAUUGACAUCAAAUGCUAGCGAUCCUUUCAUUAUUACCACCGAAGUCACCUUAGAACGAAAACUUCUGAAGGAGCUUGCGACCCAAUCUCUCCAAAGCCCUUGUCACCUUUCUGGUGCCGCCGAGCGAUUGUGCAAACGGCUAUCGGAUGCAGCAAUGUUGCUAGACCCGGACGCAGAGGACUCUACAGAACCGGGGUGCCAUUUUCGCCUUUCUGAUACCGCCAAGCGUUUGCGUGAACGGUUGUCGGAUGCAGGAAUAUUGGCAGACCCGGACGUAGAGGGUUGUCCAGAAGCGGUGCCGAAAGAGUUGUCCUACCCGAUUGAUUUGCAAAAGCCGAAGAUGCUUGGCGGUAGUCCCAGACUCACCGCCCAAAAACAGGCUUACCUGGCAUAUGCUCAAAGGAUUCUAGCGGGAGCAGUAGGCGGUGGACUCCUUCUUUUUCCAAGUUCGAUCAUGGCGUUUUAUCCGGGGCUCACGACCUCGAUGUGGGUGACAUCAACUUUUGUAAUGCUCUUUGCCAGCUUGGCACCUAUCCUUCUCGCGACCCCGAACGAGGUAGUCUCUGCAACUGCUGCAUAUACAGCAGUUCUCGUAGUUUUCGUUGGCACAAGUUUAGCGAGUGAUGGUGGUUUGAGUGUUUGA
This is a messenger RNA of Colletotrichum scovillei, 915 nucleotides long. RefSeq lists its product as uncharacterized. The record is from RefSeq and is a predicted model, not a curated record. The transcript has 2 exons. The coding region runs from base 1 to 915 and encodes 304 amino acids. NCBI's taxonomy places the organism in Eukaryota, Fungi, Ascomycota, Sordariomycetes, Glomerellales, Glomerellaceae.